AUGAUGUUCCCCUUGCGUGACGGAAGUCGCCCAGAUAUCUUGCAGCAGCACACGAGAUAUUCAAAGGAGCUCGCGGAUAUCUUUCCAAAAUCCGACUCUUUCAGAAUAACGAUUUUUAGAGACCCAGGGACACUUCUUCCAUCGCUGUUCGAAUACUUUCCUCGGAAUCCGCCUUUCAAAGAAGCCAAGACUGUGGAGAACUUUAUUUCGUCGCCUGAAAAAUACAGUAGUGUUGGUGCUGCCGAUUUCGUGACACGGAAUUCGAUGACUUUUCAAAUGGGAUUCGAAAAUUUUUUGAAAUCUGAACCGACCGAUGAGCAAAUCGCUGAAAUCAUUUCGACAGUAGAAAACGACUUCGACCUCGUCUUGCUUUCCGAGUAUUUACCACAAUCGCUGAUUUUGCUGAGACAUCUUUUGUGUCUGAAGUGGAGCGACAUUGCAACCAUGUCCAAGAAUAUUUCCAAACGAAAGCAUAUUGAGGAAAGUGUGAAGGAAAAAAUCCGACGCUGGCAGAAUGUGGAUAUGAGAGUUUACGAAGCGGCGAACAGAACACUUUGGCAAAAGAUUAGAGAUUUUGGCGAAGAGAAAAUGGCCACGGAAAUGAGCAUUCUGGAGAAAAUGAAUAGCGAAAAUGCCGAAAAGUGCGUCAAGGGAUACCGCCCGGUGAAAGAACUGGCCGUCGAGUUCCGUGACUACGAGCCGCCAGGACUGACCAUCGAGGGAAUCGACCUGAAAGACGGCUACUCAGAUGUUUGCUACGACAUUGCUUUGUCACCUUUUGCUCUGGCGAUUGAUAUACUUGAUAAACAAUGUCAAAGCUCUCACUUCUUGCGAAAAUACAUGAAUAUGGAAGACAGACCAAAGCGAUUCAAAACUGAUUGUAAAAAAUAA
Molecule: messenger RNA, 891 nt
Organism: Oikopleura dioica
Lineage: Eukaryota; Metazoa; Chordata; Appendicularia; Copelata; Oikopleuridae
Source: the annotation of a GenBank genome assembly